ACAGGACUGCAGGCAGCACAGUAGUAGCAGUUAGCAGAAGCAGGCACGAUGUCGCCGAGCAGAUAAGGAAACUCGCCGCUGUCGACAUGGACGUGGAGUCGGCGCUUCGGCUUCCGACGGACGACGACGUCGUCGAGCUGGAAGACGGAGAAAUCUGCGACGACGACAGCGAGGAGGCCGUCGUCGUCGCCCAGCGGAAGGAGAGCGACCGGAGCAGGCCCGGCGGCGGCGGCGGCGGCGGCAGCAGCAGCAGCUCAUACGCGGGCCCCCGGCCGCAAGACUUUGGCCACCCGAUGGCCUACGCCAACCACAGGCAGCAGUGCGGACCGGAGCGACCUCCACACGUUCCCGAACCGCCUGUGUCGCCGUCGUCUUUGCCUCUGUUGCCGUCACCCGGGCUCGCGCUUCCUCCUCCUCCUCCGCGCGGACCCAGCUUCUGGGAGCGGAGCCACGGCGCCCUAUGGAGGUUCAGACACCGGAGCGGCCCCAACGGAGGACGGGGCGCCUGGAACCGAGGAGGCUGGACCGGCGCCAGACCAUUCGUGCCUCGUUACGGGCCCGGAGAGCACGGUCACAAGCAAAAGGAGGCUCCUUUCGCCAAUCAGAGGUCGCUGGGAAGGAACCCGGCGAGAAGAGCGCCGCCGGGCUCGGACAAGAGCGACGGCGCCGAGUCCUUCGAAGACCUUCUGGCCAAGUACAAGGAGAUCCAGCGGGAGCUGGAGUCCAUCCGCAAGGAGGAGAGCAUGGCGCUGGAGGCCGAGGGGCCGGGCCCGGAGCCGGAGCGGUCCGCCGCGCCGCCGGAUACGGCGGCGGCCCCCCCACCAGAGACGCAGAAAACUUUCCAGGCGUUCAACAUCAAGCCUCUGCGCCUUAAACUCCCCGCGCCGGCCGGUCUGGACGCCGAAGAGGGGGGCCGGCGGCGGGACGACGGUCAACCCGCGGUCCCCGAACCGGUCCGGGAAGUGGAGGACGAGGGCAAAACCCCCGGCGGGGAGUCGUCCGCCUCCAGCGACGACGUCUUCAUCUGCCUGGACGAGCUGGGGGGUCAGGUGGAGGAGGAGGACCUGUCGGAACUGCAGUUGCGUCUGCUGGCGCUGCAGUCGGCCAGCCGCAAGUGGCAGCAGAAGGAGCGGCAGGUGAUGAAGAAGAGCAGAGAACCCGGGACGGGCGCCCGGGACCGGAGGCGCGAGCGGGCCCCCAGGCUGCCCGACAAAGGAGCCCCGGAGACGGGAGGCCGGACGCCGCCGGCGGACAAGUGCGCAGGUGAGGUUACCCUCGCCCGGCCGCCGCGGGGCCCGGUCUGAUUCCGGGGAUUCUCGUUAGGGCCGGCGACCGGCAAGCAGCGGCCGCGGCAGCGGCCUCGCACGUGUAAACCGGCGCGCCAGCGGGACCGGGACGAGCGUCGUAAACGGGAGGAGGAAAUCCGCAAGAUCCGCGACCUGUCCAACCAGGACGAGCAGUACAAGCGCUUCAUGAAGCUGGUGGGCGGCAAGCCUCACGCCAAGCCCAGGGACGGAGAAGCCCGCAAGUCGGCCGGAAGCGACGCGGCGGGAAACCUCUACCAGUACGACAACUACGAGCAGGUCGCCAUGGACACGGACAGCGAGCCCGGUUCGCCAGGACGUCCUCCCUUCCCCGCGGAAGACGCGCCGCCCCUCCCGGCCGACGAGCCGCCCCCCCCUCCCGAGCCGCCGUUCGCCGACGAGGAAGAAGAGGAGGAGAUGCUACUCCGAGAGACCUGUCUGAUGUCCAUGGCCAGCAAGCGCGCCGUCGGCGUCGAGCGAGAGCCGUCGCGACCCCCCUCCCCGAGCGCGGAGAUCCCCGAGCGGCCCGGCCGCGGGAACCUCGGCGACGCCGCGCCGCGCUUGAACAAGUUCGCCCGAGGAGCUUCCAGAGCGCCGCUGGUGCUGCCGCGCCACAAGUCGGUGGUGGUGUCUCUGAACGAGUCGGACGACAGCGAUUCGGAUCCGGACGUGGUGGUGGCGGCGGCGGCGGCGGGCGUGCUGGGCGGUCUGGAGUUUAUGAUCAAAGAGGCGAGAAGGACGGCCGAGGUCAACGCCGUCAAGUCCAAAGGCGCGUCGGAAAAGGAGAACGAUCCGCUUCGGACGCCCGAAGCCUUGCCCGAGGCCAAGAAGGCGGAGUACCGCUUCCUCAGGGACGAGCUGGCCAGCAGGGAGAAGCAGAAGGCGCCCGAUCACGCCGCCGCGUCCCUGGUGAGCCAGGCCGAGCAGAAGCUGCAGAAGCAGAGAGAGUUGCUGGCCCGGGACCGGGCCCUGCUGCGGAACCUCCUGCAGCAGCAGCUGAAGAAGUCCGAGUCCCUCAAGGCCGCCGAGUCUAAGGUGGCCCGACUCCGGGAGCAGGUGCAAGCCUCGGAGAAGAUCGCGCUGGCCAACAAGACGCUGCUCAAGAAGAUUCAGGAGCAGGUGCGGCGCGUGGAGCACCGCGUGUCUGUCAAACAGGCGCUGGCGGCUCGCUUGGAGCAGGAGCUGUUGUGGACGCGGACGGCGGCGGGAAGAGAGCCCAAACGUAAGGCCGGAGGAGCCGUCCGCAAACCGGCCGGGAAAACGCGGCGGGCGGGUGCCGAUCGCUUCGCGGCGCUGAUGGCCCAGAAGCGCCGUCUGCAGCAAAUGGAGUCGGAAUACGCCUUCAAGAUCCAAAAGCUGAAAGAGGCGCAGGCCCUGCGCCACAGAACGGCGCCCGGCGAGCGACCCCGGCCCGUCGAGCCCGGAGUUUGUCCGCCGCAGCCCUCCCCGCACGACCUCGCCCAGGACGUCCUGGUCCUGGACAGCGAGGACGGCCCCGAGGCGGACGAUCCCCGAGCGGAAAAAGCGGCGGCACCCGCCGCCGGUCCUCGUCGCCGCUCGACCGGCACCAAACCCAACCUGGAGCAGCCCGCGGCCGCCCCCGACGGUGGCCGACGCCCCGCCGAAAUCCACUCGAACGGCGCCGUCGCCUCGGCGCGUGACUUGGAAGCGCUGAUGCGCCGGCGGCCGGGGCUGGGAGAGCUGCUCCUGGACGAGCUGAACGGGCUCGGAGAACUGCGGCCGCCGGACGCGGAGAGCGAGGUGCCGACCGUGGAGACGGAGGCGGGCAAAGUUUCGGCCUGGCUCGGCAAGCCGGUUCCGUUGGGCCCUUACCGCAGUCCUCUCUUGGUCUUCAAGUCUUACAGGUUCAGCCCGUACUACAGGACCAAGGAGAAGUUAUCCCUGAGCUCGGCCACCUACAGCAACGCCAUUCGGCCCCGGCGACGCUUCUGCCGCUUCGAUCUGAGCGGAACCUGCAACGACGACGACUGCUCUUGGCAGCACGUGAGGGACUGCGGGCUGACGGAAAGUCUCCUCCUCCAGGACGUGCUCUCCUACAACUUGGCCCUCAUCGGUUGCUCCGACGGCAGCUCCGACGGCCAAAUCGGCGCCGCCGCAGAAAAGUACCUGCGCAAGCUGUUGGGUCCGCACAAAGACGAGAUGGCGGCGGAUCAGAAGGCCGUCUUCCUGGUCAGCAAAGUCAACGAGAGCUGUCGUCACGUGCCACCUUUCACCACCUGGAAGGACAAACGUAAGUGGAGGCCGCGGAGCGAGCGUCGCGCGGAGCAGGACGACGACGAAGACGAAUGUGACCACGGCGACGGGGAGCGGACGCGCGCGACAUCAGAAGCCCGCGCCGACGCCUCGGAGGUGCCCGCGGCCCCCGAGGACAAGCGUUACUUCGCGGGCGACGCGGACGACAUCUGCAAGUUGGAGAGCGGCGUGCUGGACGACCCCGCCGACACGCAGCUGUGGAUCAAGCUGGCCUACAGAUACCUCCGCCAAGACGACGCGCCGAUCGCCGAGUGUUUGGAGGCGGCGCUGAACACGCUGUCUCGAGCGCUGGAGAACAACUGCGACGACCCCGAAGUGUGGACGCACUACCUGACGCUCUUCUCUCGCCGCGGGCACGGCGACGAGGUGCGGGAGAUGUGCCAGAUGGCCGUGGAGCACGCGCCGCAUCCGCGCGUCUGGUGGAGUUACCUGAAGUUGGCGAGCACGUUCCAGGCCAAGGACUCCGUGUGCGAGCGCCUGACGGACUUCCUGCUGGCCGAGUCGGGGGGCGAGUGCCGGGAGCGCUCCUUCCGGCUGCUGGAGGCGCUGCUCUACCGCGUCCGCUUGAACGUCUUCACGGGCCGCGCGGACGCCGCCGUCGCCGUCUUCCAGGACACCCUGAAGCGCGCGGCCGAGCGGCUGGAACCGGAGCUCCGCGCGCUGGCCUGGUGCGCUUACAUCCACCUGAGGGAGUUCGGGCGCCUCCCGGCCCAACUCUUCGACCCGCUGGAGUCGGGCCCGUCUCGGCCGCUGGCCGCCGAGCACUUCCUCUUCCCCUGGCGCUCGGCGCGAGACGUGGCCACGCCGGCGCGGGAGCUCUUGGCCCUUUUUCGAGACGCCGUCCGCGAGUGCGACGACCCCGCUCUGACGCCGGACCGGCGGACGUCGGCUUGCCUGCCGCUGCACCUCAACCGGCUUUUGCUGCACGAGCUGUCGGACGGGUCGGAGGAGGCCGCGUCGCAGUGCGAGGCGCUGCUGGCGGCGUGUCCCGACUCGUGCGAACUGCGAGACUUCCUGUGCGACCUCCACGUGCGCUCGGGGAACGCCGAGCGGGCCGUCGCCAUCUGGCUGGACGCGUCGGCCCGCCGUCCCGACGACGCCGAGGUUUUAUACCGCUGCUGCCGCUUCCUCAUGUAUCAGGGCCGGCCCGGCGCCACGGCGCCGCUCUUCCGGAGUUUCGUCUCUGCCGUGUGCGAGGAGACCGCGGCUCGCGUGACGCCCCUCGACUUCCUGCGGAGCGCACUGGGUCUCCCCUCCGAGCGCGUACGUUCGUCGCCCGUGGUCCGCAAGGAACUGGAAGAUCAGCUGCUCCGUCAGCGGCCCUUCCUGCACCUGCUCCACUGCCGCUGGCACUGGUCGCACGGGUCGACGGAGGCCACGCUGGACGCCUUUGAGAGGGCGCUGGGCUCUGCGGGGCCGCGCCGCCACCUUUGCCGCCUGUGGACGGACUACCUGGAGUUCUGCGCCGCCCACGCCUCGCGGCGUUUGCCGGACUUGGUCCUCCGCUGCCUGGGCACCGUGCCCACCCGCCUGGAGGCGCCCUACGACCCCGGCCGCUUCCGGACGUCCUACGGCUUCCACAAUGAGGUGCUGGCGCUCUACCUCCGCCGGGUGGACCGGACGCAGCGCCCCGACCUCCUGCAAAGAUUCCACUACAUCAUGCCCAAUAACGUGGCCCUCGCCGUAAGGUUGAUGCACGAGGAGUUUCGGGAGGGCAACUUGGAACACGUGCGCUUUCAGGCCAGGAUGCUGACCAACAGCGCCCCCAAGUGUUUGCCGGCAUGGAACAUAGCCGUCGCGGUGGAGGCGGAGCUGAAGCGGCCGGCGGAGGCUCGACGCGUGGUGGAACAAGGGCUCCGGAACCUUCCGCUCUGCGCUCACCUGUGGAAGCAGCUGCUGCAGUUGGAGGCCUGCGGGGGCGGCGGCGCGGACGGGGUGGCCCGCGUGCUGUCUCGCGCCCAAGAGGCGGGCGUGACUUUAGCCGAGCCGCUCGCGGACGAGCGCGUCGCGUCGGGGGUUUGACCAAGGAAAGUUGAGAGAGCAAAAAGCGGCGCCUCCUCCCGGUGUACGUAAGUAUGUCCGCUGAGUGACGUUUGCUUUGUCUCACUUCCUUUUCCCCCGGGCGAGGGAAAGGGGCGGGUCGGGGAGGGGGCCCCGAGGACGUUCUUGGCCCAGCGCCAUUCUUUUUGUUGACUUUUGUUUUGUUCGAUUGUUCGACGGGUGACAAAAAGACACGGCGCCGUGGAAGUUACAAACGUUGGACAGGAAACUUUUCCAUUUUGUCCUUUUUGUCAUUAAAGUCUGGUUCAUCAGGAUGUUUUUGUUUUGAUUAAAUGUUUUUAAUCACCAAAUGUGACUCCCUUGUCUUUGUUUGCACCGCUUCUAGAGCGGACCCCCGGCACACGUCAUUCGCCUUCAUCGGGUUUGAACUAAAUGCGCAGCAAAAGAAACCUACUGGCAAAGCGGAUUAAUACAUGUCAUGCCUAAAUACUGUGGUAGGCUGCUACGAUAUUGCCGAUGCCAUCAUCGGGUAGAAAAGGGCAGAAAUGGAAAGAGGUGGCGGUGAUGAUCAGAUGAAGCCCCGGGAGGCACGGACACUUUGAGCCAACUGCGCCGGUGUAGUGUCAAAAUUGGCUCCUUUUUCAAAUUUUUCUCCCAAAAGCUUCUUUGGCGGUGAAAAAGUCCUCUUUUACAUCAAGUUGGGACUCACACUGUUAUCCAAAGGUGCUAAAUAAACUCGUUACAUCAUAAACAUGGAUGCGCAACACGAAAACGGCGUAAAUUAAUGCUUAACGACACGGCAAAGUCGUUAACAGUGAGCGGGGUGCAGUUGUUGUGCGCAGCUAACAUGGUAGGAUGUGCCUGAGGAGAACUUUUCUACAUGUCCUUCCAUGAUCAAACUUAAGUAAAUAUUCCUUUAUGUAAAGAAAGUCUGUAGUAUUUACUUUGGAAUCGCUGCAUUUGCGGCCAUUUUUAACGUGACGUGCAUGCGCAGAACCUCAAAGUUGAAAUUUGUGAUGGGUUGCAAAACUUGUCAGGACACCAAUACAUGCGAGGACAGUUCAUUUACUCCGACGCCAUCUAGAGGUCAAAAUGUCGAAUGACUUAUUUUCCACCACGGCACCAUGACGUCGUAGACAAACGCACACACAAGGGAAUAGCAACCGACAUCCUCCUAGGCGUACAUUUUUUCUCAGAGUAAAUGAACACGUUACUGCCCCCUUCUGCUUUGGAGUCUGUUCAUUUCCGCCAUCAC
Molecule: messenger RNA, 6834 nt
Organism: Corythoichthys intestinalis (scribbled pipefish)
Lineage: Eukaryota; Metazoa; Chordata; Actinopteri; Syngnathiformes; Syngnathidae
Gene: zfc3h1
Product: zinc finger C3H1 domain-containing protein
Exons: 31
Biological process (GO): RNA processing
Cellular component (GO): exosome (RNase complex); nucleus
Molecular function (GO): metal ion binding; protein binding
Source: RefSeq, a predicted model, not a curated record